AUGCCAGAAGACAACAGCAAGGACGGCGAGUCUACAGACUGGAUGGACCUACCAUGGCUUGACCCUGCCUCAUUAACGCAGCAGAACGUCCUUCCGCCUUCAACAUUCGCACACGAGUUCCCGGCGGCCAUCGCCCAUAUGAAGGUCCAGUUCCGCUAUGUCGCUCCUGGGCUCCGGUUCCCUACAGUAUCCGAGAUCCUCGACCAGCCCAUCACGGACUUCGAGACGCCCCCCGUCAUCUGCGAUCAGCCAGUACCCGAUACGCAUAUCCCGCAUUGGACUGACCAGGACUUCCCUGCCGGCUUCUACACCCACCCAGUUGUCCAGGAACCACCGCUAUGCUACAGCAACGGAUCCCACCUCGCACUGCCCUUCGGGGUUGGAAAACAAAGGCACGCGCGGAAAUCAAACAGGGAACCUUUUGGAAGGGACGAUAGGGACUUUCAGCCCGGGCCGCGUAAUGAGCACGCGGGGCUCUAUCAGCCCGGGCUUCCUGAUGGAUUUGGCGAGCACCAUGAUGUGCAGAUCGACAAGGUGUUAAGGAAAUGGGCGGAGCGGGUGGAGAGCAGGGAUUGGGAUGUUGAUCAGGAUGGAGUUGUGGGUGGCAUUGACCAGUUCAGGGAGGCCGAUACAGAGGAGCAUUGGGACAAGUACUGGAUUCCGCCAUUGUAA
Molecule: messenger RNA, 672 nt
Organism: Aspergillus puulaauensis
Lineage: Eukaryota; Fungi; Ascomycota; Eurotiomycetes; Eurotiales; Aspergillaceae
Exons: 2
Coding region: 1-672 (223 amino acids)
Source: RefSeq, a predicted model, not a curated record